CACCGUCGCGCCUUCCCGCAGCAAUUCCCUCCCUCUUGCACUACCACCACCACCCCAAACAAACAAAUCUCAAAAUGGCAAACGUAAUAGCGAAUUCCGGCCACGAGGAAAUGAUUCAUGAUGCCGUGCUGGAUUACUAUGGCAGGCGGUUAGCGACGUGCUCGUCGGACAAGACGAUCAAGAUCUUUGAGGUGGAGGGCGAGUCGCAUCGGCUGGUGGAGACGCUGAAGGGACACGAAGGCGCGGUCUGGUGCGUAGCAUGGGCGCAUCCCAAAUACGGCAACAUCCUCGCCUCCUCCUCCUACGACGGCAAAGUCCUCAUCUGGCGCGAAUCCGGCACCUCCUGGCAAAAAAUCUACGAAGUAAGCCUACACACCGCAAGCGUAAACCUCGUCGCGUGGGCGCCGCACGAAGCAGGGUGCCUGCUCGCCUGUGCCUCGUCGGACGGUAACGUCUCGGUGCUCGAGUUCAAGGACAACGCGUGGACGCACCAGAUCUUCCAGGCGUGCGGCAGCGGCGUCAACAGCGUGAGCUGGGCGCCGGCGGUGGCGCCGGGCCAGCUGAUGAGCGCGAGCGGCAACGCCGCGGGCGCCGCGCGCCGCUUCGUCACCGGCGGCAGCGACUGCCAGGUCAAGCUCUGGGAGUAUAGUCCCGAGACGGGCGGGUAUCAGAACAUGGCGAUUCUGCCGGGGCAUACGGAUUGGGUGCGCGAUGUGGCGUGGAGCCCGACGGUGCUGUCGAAGUCGUAUAUUGCGUCGGCGAGCCAGGAUAAGACGGUGCGCAUCUGGACGUCGGCGGAUCUGCGAGAGUGGAAGUCGACCGUCAUCAGCGUCGAGGCCGUCGCGUGGCGCGUGAGCUGGAGUCUGAGCGGCAACGUGCUCGCCGUCAGCACGGGCGACAACAGGGUCAGCCUAUGGAAGGAGAGGCUCAGUGGCGGGUGGGAGUGCGUCAAGACGAUGGAAGAGUAGACGGAGAAGAUUACUCGCGAUUGGGAUCACGGGACUUUGACGGACAUCGAGCACGGAGGCCACGACCCGCCGACUUGCUCUUCAGGCGCAUUUAGUGGGCUGGCUUGCCCGAGGAUUGGCGACGCGCCGAUUGAGCGACUACCCAUAUCUGAGCAGGGAAAUUUAAUCUUUGCACAGACCUAGGGAGCGGGAGCUACUACUCGUGCUUAGAAAGAACACCAUCAGAAGACUAAAAAACACCACACCUUCAUCCCCAUGUCUACCUCAACUCACCCUCCCUUCAUUACUACACCGCAAACCCAAUCAUAUAUCUAAUGUACAG
Molecule: messenger RNA, 1290 nt
Organism: Trematosphaeria pertusa
Lineage: Eukaryota; Fungi; Ascomycota; Dothideomycetes; Pleosporales; Trematosphaeriaceae
Product: Sec13 protein-like protein
Exons: 6
Coding region: 75-968 (297 amino acids)
Biological process (GO): COPII-coated vesicle budding; protein import into nucleus; positive regulation of TOR signaling
Cellular component (GO): nuclear pore outer ring; COPII vesicle coat
Molecular function (GO): structural molecule activity; protein binding
Source: RefSeq, a predicted model, not a curated record